Molecule: messenger RNA, 978 nt
Organism: Camelina sativa (false flax)
Lineage: Eukaryota; Viridiplantae; Streptophyta; Magnoliopsida; Brassicales; Brassicaceae
Source: RefSeq, a predicted model, not a curated record
AUGAAGUUGCUCAUAGAUACUGAAAGUGACUCAUCGUUCUCCAUUGAUGUUGAUUUCUUGGAUACACUGUUAAUCAUAAAACAGAAGAUCGAGAAGGCUCAAGGUAUCCCUGUUUACAAACAAACCCUUUUCUUCAAAGGCAAAGUUCUUCAAGACCAAUUUAAGAUACGAUUUUGCCAUAUCCUAGGAAACUCUAGUCUCUUUCUCUACAUCUCUCCGGACGACAAUCCUAAUCAGAACGUCAACGACGAUCGAGUGCCUCAAACCGAGCAAUCUCCAUCAAAUCCGAUUCAUCAAGAUUUUCCUGUGAUGAGCAACACAGACUCAAUGAAAGGCUUCCUUGGGAUUCAAGAUUCGCCGCAGGGCAAAAGCAAUCAAGUGCUCCAUCAAACAGGGCAAUCAAGUGCUUCAUCAAACUCAUUUGAAGAGACCAGUUACGGUGGGGAUGUAGAUUUUACGAUGGAACAAAUCUGUAAGAAGAACCAACAUGAUAGGCCUGUUACAGUCCAAAGAGUCAUGGCGAGGAGAAUCGACAGUGGAUCAUCACGACCGUCAUAUUCACUUGAAGGGUUACUUGGACCUCAAGAUUUGGUGCCUGUGACGGCUGGAAGCAGAAGAAAGAUGAAUCAGGUGGUUCAAACCGAGAUAUCUUCACCGUCAGACUCAGUAAAAGAGGUCCUUAGAAUUUUAGAUUCUCCUGUGACGAAGAAGAUCAAGACCAUCCUGAGGAACCUGACAGUAUUUGUGCAGCCUUUUCAAGAGACCAGGAUGAUUCCAGUGGUGGUUAACGCAAAUGAUAAAGUUGAAGAACUGAGGAAAGAGCUUGUUAAGUUGCAAGAGAAGGGUGAGCUAAAUCUGCCUCACGAAGGGUAUUACUUUAUAAUCAGAGAGCUAACAUUGACCGAAACUGAGUCAUUCAUGUGGAACCUUGUUGUUGACGACGAUACAAUUGAGAUAAUCCGAAUUAAUCAAACUUAA